Encephalitozoon cuniculi GB-M1 is the source of this 1770-nucleotide messenger RNA. RefSeq lists its product as uncharacterized. The record is from RefSeq and is marked provisional. Gene Ontology annotation, molecular function: ATP binding; DNA binding; DNA ligase (ATP) activity. Gene Ontology annotation, cellular component: nucleus; mitochondrion. The coding region runs from base 1 to 1770 and encodes 589 amino acids. The transcript has a single exon. Gene Ontology annotation, biological process: Okazaki fragment processing involved in mitotic DNA replication; DNA biosynthetic process; DNA repair. NCBI's taxonomy places the organism in Eukaryota, Fungi, Microsporidia, Unikaryonidae.
AUGAGCAAAAUUUUGUUUGCCGACUUCUGUACCGUAUUGGAGAAAAUAAGCAUGACGUCCAAGCGCCUGGAGAUCCAGUCCAUUUUCACGGAUUAUCUGAGAAACAUACGUGAAACUCACCCACCUUCCAUGGCUCCAGCCCUGUAUUUGUCCAUUGCAACGGUAUACCCGGAAUACUUCAACAAGGAGUUGGGCGUCGGAGAGAAUGCACUGGUGGGGAUUGUUGCAGAGGUCACAGGAAAGUCCAGUAAAGGUGUCAGAAAUGAGUAUUCAAAAGAAGGGGAUCUGGGAACCAUAGCCAUGAGGUGCAGAGUGUCGCAGCUGCUUAUACCAAAGACGCAGUUGGAAGUGAUGGAUGUGUUUCUUGGAAUGAGAAGGGUAGCAAACGAGGAAGGACCUCGAUCCUCCUCCUCAAAGAAGAGGAUCAUUCUUGGGAUGAUGGUCAAAUGCUCGCCUCUGGAGUCGAAGUACCUGAUAAGGCUGAUCGAGGGAAGGCUUAAGAUAGGGCUUGCGCUUAAAACAGUGCUGAUCAGCCUUGCAAACGUCUUUUCUGACGACAAGAUUGAUGAGAUCAAGGCUGCCUUCAACAGACAGCCGGAUAUAGGAAGAUUAGCAGACUGUCUACUUGAGCAUGGGGUGGAAGGGCUUUCAACCAAGUUCCAGGUUACGCCAGGAAUCCCUCUGAAGCCGAUGUUGUCGAAUCCUUCCAAGGACCUAACGUCAGCCUUCAAAAGGGUUGAGAAUAAGAGCUUUACUUGCGAGUACAAAUACGAUGGAGAAAGGGUCCAGAUCCACAGGUUUGAUAGCAGCGUGGAGACGUUUAGUAGAAACUCCGAGAAGACGACGGAGAAGUAUCCUGACCUAAUGGGUCUCUACGACGUAUCGGACAGAGACUUCAUUGUCGAUGGCGAGAUUGUGGCAUAUAACCAAAAAGAGAGGAGGAUCCUUCCGUUCCAAGUGCUGACUACAAGAAAAAGGAAGAGGGUCGAAAGCAACAAGAUAGAGGUCCAUGUAUGCGUGUUUGUGUUUGAUCUAAUAUAUUUUGAUGGAAGGUCCUGGAUUGACGAACCCUUGGAGGAAAGGCGAAGAGUACUCCACAGCUCGUUCAAAGAAAUCGAUGGGAAGUUUCAUUUUGCAGAGUUUAAGGAUUGCGAGACACCAGAGGAGGCAGAAACAUUCUUCAAUAAGUCUGUAGAGAAUAACUUUGAGGGUAUGAUGAUAAAGACUCUGGGGUCUGAUGCAACAUACCUGCCGUCGCAGAGAAGCAAUAAAUGGAUAAAGAUCAAAAAGGAUUAUCUGGAGAGCAUGUCCGACUCCUUGGACCUGGUUGUGAUGGGGGCAUACUAUGGAAAGGGAAGGAGGGCCGGAUUCUACGGGGGAUUUCUGCUUGGUGUGUAUAAUGACGAGGAGGAGAAGUUUGAGGCCCUGUGUAAGAUAGGAACUGGAUUUGACGACAGUAUCCUCUCAAAACUUCAUGAACAGCUGAGCAGUAGCCUGUGUAGUGCUCCCAAGAACUACUCAUACAAAGAGUCUGUUAAGCCAGACGUUUGGGUCGAGGCUAAAUAUGUGUGGGAGGUCAGGGCAGCAGGGAUAUCCCUAUCGCCGAUAUACAGUGCUGCAUGGAGUAAAGGCGAGAAGGGAAUAUCGCUAAGGUUCCCCAGAUUCAUAAGAGAGAGGGACGAUAAAGACGUUAGGGAAGCGACCACGUCCUCGCAAGCAUAUCAAAUGUAUCUGGACUCAAAGGUCGAGCACUCGGAAGAGUUCUACUGA